Messenger RNA from Rotaria socialis, 1170 nucleotides. Lineage: Eukaryota; Metazoa; Rotifera; Eurotatoria; Philodinida; Philodinidae. The record is from the annotation of a GenBank genome assembly.
AUGAUGUCAAUGAAUUAUUUUGUUGUACUUUCCUUUUUUGCAUGGAUCGUUUCUAAUGAAGCUAGAUUGGGCAUGCGUGUUCAUACUGUAGCCCUGUUGAAUUCCCGUAAAGUCACUGACGGUCACAAAUCUGCCAAUACUAUAGCUAUGACUGAAAUAUAUGAUCCGUUAGCAGACCAAUGGACCAUUACUGCAAGCAUGACAACACCACGUGAAUUUCAUACUGCAACUCUACUAAAUUCGGGCAAAGUUCUUGUUGCUGGCAGUGGAGGAUAUACCGGUUAUACGGCUAAAUGUGAAAUAUAUGACCCAUCAACCAGUCAAUGGCAUACGGCUGCAAGCAUGGCAAUGCCACGCGGUUUUCAUACUGCAACCCUACUCGGUUCGGGCCAAGUACUUAUCACUGGCGGCACUACCUUUGACAUAAACGGUAUUCUGAAUAGCUGUGAGAUAUAUGAUCCACUAACAGACAAAUGGAUGCCUACUGCAAACAUGACCAUACCACGUUCUAGUCAUACUGCAACUCUACUCAAUUCAGGCAAAGUACUUGUCACUAGCGAUGCGGCUAGUUCUGAGAUAUAUGAUCCAACGACGGGCCAGUGGAGCUCUCUUGCUAGCAUGGGACCAAAAGCGCAUUAUAAUCCAACUGCUACCCUGCUAAAAUCAGGCAAAGUUCUUGUCAAUGGUGGCAUCCAAUCUGCCAUGUAUUCGGCAAGUUCUGAAAUAUACGAUCCAUCAAUAAAUCAAUGGGACACCAUUGCAAGUAUGGCAACAGCGCGUCAGUUGCACACUUCAAUUCUGCUCAGUUCGGGAAAAGUUCUUGUCACUGGUGGCGUAGGAUAUACAGAUUUCUUAGACAGUUGUGAAAUAUAUGAUCCAUCGAUUGGAAAAUGGAGCAACAUUAGUAGUAUGACAGCAGAACGUUCUUCUCAUACUACAACCAUGCUUAAAUCAGGCAAAAUUCUUGCUACUGCUGGCUACGGUUAUACAGGUUUCCUGGAUAGUUCUGAAAUAUACGAUCCAUCAACAGCUAAUUGGAACCCUAGUGCAAGGCUGUCAAUCACACGUGCUUCUCAUACUGCAACCCUACUCAAUUCAGGCAAAGUACUUAUCACUGGUGGCGAAAAAAUUGGCAGCGAUAUGACUAUUGACCAUCGAAAGAAGGAAUAG